UUCUGUUUGAAUGUGGCUCAUGGGCCUCCCUGUAUAGUACUGAAAUAGUUAAUUUGAUACCUUCUGUGAAAAAGUAGUUUCAAUGUACCAGUUUAUAAACACUACUCAAGUACAAGUGUAACCAUAACCUAAAAACAAACAUACCGGUAGAAUUUAUUAAUUUCAUCUCAUUUUCCAUUAAGAAAGACGAUUAUGUCGCUUUCUAAAGGUGAUGAAAUUCCGGAAAAACGUUUAAAAAUAGAACGAACCUACAGUAAUCGCUCUCGAAGCGAUAAAACUCGUAGCAGAAGACCCACAACUGAAGAACUUUCCCCAUCUACCUCAAAAACUAAUAAAGAAAAGUAUGCCGGUCCACCGAUCUUGAUACUUGACAAUGGCGCAUAUACCGCUAAAAUUGGUGUAUCUUCAGAUGAAUCAGCGAAGAUCAUACCAAAUUGCAUAAUGAAAGUGAAAUCGGAAAGGAAAAGGUUUUUUAUUGGCAAUCAAAUUGAAGAAUGUCGUGAUCUCUCAGGCUUAUACUACUUACUGCCAUGCGAGAAAGGUUUUACUGUUAAAUGGACUGUUCAAAAACCUGUAUGGGAUUACAUGUUCAAUAAUGUUUCACACAUCGAAGAUAAAGGUGUUAUCAUGACACAGCCGAUUUUCAACUUUAAAACCAUACAAGAAAUUACUGACGAAAUAUUUUUUGAAGAAUAUGAAAUUAAAUCUAUGUUGAGAGUUAAUCCUUGCGAUUUGGCUAAGUAUGAAUAUGUUAAUCGUGUUGCAGGUAAAAAUGUUCCUUGUAUUGUAGUGGACUCUGGAUUUAGUUACACUACAGUGGUGCCUUACAUUGAUGGUAAAAAGUAUUAUCCAGCAACUCGGAGGAUCAAUGUUGGUGGUAAAAUGCUUACCAACUACCUAAAGGAGAUUAUUUCCUACCGCCAACUGCAUGUUAUGGACGAGACAUAUGUCAUUAAUCAAGUAAAAGAAGAUAGCUGUUAUGUUUCUUCCAAUUUUAAAGAAGACAUGCGAAUUGCAGGUUUACAUGGGGACGCAAAUUCAAUUGUCAAAAGUUAUGUGUUGCCAGAUUUUAACAAUAUCAGACGUGGAUAUGUUCAGGAAUCGAAAGGAGCUGCUGAUCAUAUUGCGGAAGGUUGUCAGAUAUUAAGACUGAAUAAUGAAAGAUUUACUGUGCCUGAACUUCUAUUUCAUCCGUCUGAUAUUGGUAUAGAGAGUGUGGGCAUUGCCGAAUGCAUCGUUAAGUGUAUUCAUGCGUGUCCAGAAAAAGAACGGCCUCACUUAGCCAAACACAUCGUUCUAAUGGGUGGGAAUUGUAAUUUCCCUGGGUUUAAAGAGCGUGUAUAUUUCGACUUGCGUUCCUACUUGCCCGAUCACUGGAGUGUCAAUGUUCAUAAACCCGAAAACCCCAUAACUUUUGCAUGGCAAGGUGGGAAAAGUCUGUCAGCAGAUCCUAAACUAAAAUCACUAUUCGUUACAAAGGAGCAAUAUGAGGAGCGUGGAACUGCAUUUACAUAUGAAAGAUUCAGUGACUGGUUGCAUGCGGAGAAAACCUGUAACGAAGAAAACCCUUCACCUACAAUUGAAACAGUUCCCAGUAGCAUUUUGAAUAAAAGCAACUUGACACGUUUUGAUCUUUUUGGUAAGCAUGAAGUGGAAAGUGAGGAACUUAGUGAGAGUCUUAAUGCAAACUCAACUGACAAAUUAAGUAAGGAAACGACAAGUGAUUCAAAAACAGACGGUGCUGAUAAUUCAAAAGACAAUGAUAGCAGUGAAAGUAGCAUUGUAGGUCGUGAUAUUGACGUGCAUCAAGAUGAUGACAGUAAUAAAGCGAAGUUUAAGAGCUCUCUUUUCUUAGAAACAAAUGAAAAUGAUUCAUUUGAUACACAUUGUUUUUCUUCAUAUGAUUUUAAUAUAUUUAGUAAUUCUUUUGUUUAGUUUCUAGUAGGACUUUGCAUAAUGUAUUUUAUACAAUUUUCAAUAAACAUUUUAACUGUUUGUGGAGAUUUAGAAAUGAAGCCCUGUGGAUACGUGUUGUAUCUAAAUAUAUGUUGUUGAUUUUACAUUCUGAACUAUCACGUGACGUAAUUGUCCUGCUGUACUGCCUAUAUACUUGUAGUUAUGGUGUAACAAUUAAGUAUGUAAAACAAUGGGUUGUUUUUCACAUACUUGAUUGUUGUACACCCUGUGUAUGGAUGUUCUGUACCCAUUGUAAAUAGCAAGAUUGUCAAAUGCUACCUACCAU
This is a messenger RNA of Photinus pyralis (common eastern firefly), 2242 nucleotides long. It is a transcript of the gene Arp6, whose product is annotated as actin-related protein 6. Bases 193 to 1935 code for a protein of 580 amino acids. Lineage: Eukaryota; Metazoa; Arthropoda; Insecta; Coleoptera; Lampyridae. Gene Ontology annotation, cellular component: Swr1 complex. Gene Ontology annotation, molecular function: nucleosome binding. The record is from RefSeq and is a predicted model, not a curated record. The transcript has 8 exons.